Colletotrichum gloeosporioides is the source of this 528-nucleotide messenger RNA. RefSeq lists its product as uncharacterized. The record is from RefSeq and is a predicted model, not a curated record. The coding region runs from base 1 to 528 and encodes 175 amino acids. NCBI's taxonomy places the organism in Eukaryota, Fungi, Ascomycota, Sordariomycetes, Glomerellales, Glomerellaceae. The transcript is spliced from 2 exons.
AUGCCCUCGCCACUCCACCUGUUCCCCAUCUUCCUCCUCGCAUCCCUCACAACCGCCCUCCUCCCCAUCCUUGACACUCCCGACCCCCUCAUCAAACACAUCGCCAACACAAACCCACCCGCCUGGCUCAGCCCGCAAGCCUGCCAUCCCCGCUCCAACUUCCCCUCCGCCGCCCCCGUCAACGCGACCGACCUCCGCGAGGACGCAAAGCGCUUCUGCGCCCGCGCAGCCGAGCUCGCGCCCGUAAUGCGUCCCCAACAGGUGCUGCGCGGGAACGGCCUCGGGGCUUACAGCGAGCAGCAUUUCCAGCUGCAGUUCCUGCAUCCGUGCCCCCACCGCAAUAUAAAGGCGCAAGACCCGGAAGACCCGGUAGGCGGUGGGACACUGGUCAAGGGGGAGAGCUGGUGCGUGGAGUUGCUGGCUGAGAAUUGGAACCAGUGCAAAGACCAGAAGUAUGCGGGUGUCGGUGGGAUGAGGGUUGCUGGGUGCGUGCUGUACACGACGGGACCGGGGCACUUGGCCCAGUAA